Molecule: messenger RNA, 1653 nt
Organism: Papaver somniferum (opium poppy)
Lineage: Eukaryota; Viridiplantae; Streptophyta; Magnoliopsida; Ranunculales; Papaveraceae
Product: lysM domain receptor-like kinase 3
Exons: 11
Coding region: 1-1653 (550 amino acids)
Biological process (GO): innate immune response; protein phosphorylation
Molecular function (GO): ATP binding; transmembrane receptor protein kinase activity
Source: RefSeq, a predicted model, not a curated record
AUGGGUAAAACAAUGGCCGCUCAGAGUCUUAUACUAACAUCAUAUACUGUCAGACCUGGAGAUUCAUUUGUUAAUGUUUCAGACAAAAUAUAUAGUGGGCAAGCUUGGGAAGCUGAUGGGGAAAAAUCAAUCUUUAUUACAGGAAAUGAUGUUCCUAUAAAUCUUGUUUGUGGGUGUAUUGGAGAAAGUUCUCAACUAGUUGCAACUUACACUGUUCAAGACAAAGAUACAUUGUCCAUUAUAGCUGAUUUAUUUUCCACUGAUAUAGGAGAGAUAGAAAAACUGAAUCCUCAAAUGACGCAAAAGAAGGGUUUCCUAGAUAUUGGAUGGGUUUUAUUUGUUCCCAUAGACAAAAAUGGAAUUCCUGCGUGCGCAAGAACACAUAAAGAAAUUCAUUUGAUCCACCACCAAGCAAGUCUCAGGAACAGGUUCUAUUUUGAUAUUCAACAGAAUUUUAACGCUCUCUGCUGCUCAGGAAGAAGAAGAAACAAAUGGAAGCUGAUCAUCGCAAUAUUGUCAGUUGCAAUGCUACUUUCUGCCGCUGCAUUUCUAAUGAUCCUUUUAAAGAGAAGGACAAACCAACAGCCCGAUGAGGAAGAUCCUAAAGCUGUUUCGAAAAGACUGGGUCCGCAAAAAACUGCUUCUUUGAGAAAGAAGUACGACAUAGAAGAUGUGACAGCUUUUGAGUCUGAAAGACCUGUUGUAUAUAGUCUAGAUGAAAUAGAAGAUGCUACAAUGAGCUUCGAUGAAACAAGGAAAAUUGGAGAGGCUGGAUAUGGUUGCGUCUACCAUGGUGUCCAUGGAGAACAGGAAGUUGCAAUAAAGAAAAUGAAGUCUAACAAAUCCAAGGAGUUCUUUGCAGAGCUUAAGGUUUUGUGCAAGAUACAUCACAUAAAUGUGGUGGAGCUGCUUGGAUACGCAAGUGGAGAUGAUCACCUCUAUUUGGUGUACGAGUAUGUUAAGAAUGGAUCGCUCGCUGAGCACCUUCACGAUCCAUUACUAAAAGGCCAUCAGCCUCUCUCGUGGACAGCAAGAGCUCAGAUAGCAGUUGAUGCUGCCAGGGGUAUCAAAUACAUUCAUGACUACACAAAGGCACGUCAUGUUCAUCGUGACAUAAAGACAAGCAACAUUUUACUCGACAAAGGACUCAGAGCAAAGGUUGCAGACUUUGGGUUGGUUAAACUAGUUGAGCGCGCCGGGGAAGGAGAUAUCCAAGCAACACGCUUGGUUGGAACACCUGGUUACCUUCCUCCCGAGUCUGUGUUUGAGCUGCAAACAACCUCCAAAUCGGAUGUUUUCGCAUUUGGGGUAGUUGUAGCAGAGCUAAUAACAGGACAGCGUGCUCUCAUUCGGAACAACCAGGAACCUCAGAAGAUGAAAUCACUGAUCUCAGUAGUAACUCCCAUCUUAUUUCGGGAUAAAGACUCCAAGAUUGCUUUGGAAGCAAUUAUAGAUGGUAAUCUUAGGAGCUGUUUUCCUAUGGAGGAAGUAUAUCAGAUGGCGGAAAUUGCGGAAUGGUGUUUGGAAACAGACCGACCUGAGAUGCAAGAGAUUGUCGUGAUCUUAUCUAAGAUUCAGAUGGCAUCAGUAAAGUGGGAAGCCACACUUGGAGGAAACAGCACGGUUUUCAGUGGGCUAUUUGAGGGAAGAUGA